Knipowitschia caucasica is the source of this 1119-nucleotide messenger RNA. The record is from the annotation of a GenBank genome assembly. Lineage: Eukaryota; Metazoa; Chordata; Actinopteri; Gobiiformes; Gobiidae.
AUGAUAGUUGCACAUUACAGCAGAGGAGCGCUUCUCAGCAAGAAGGUCCUGGGUGCUCCGGUUUCCUCCAGUACUUUGUAUGAGGACGAUCUGGCUACGAUCCCAAAACUGGCGGAGAAACUGACUUUGGAGCUGGUGCAUCACAUUGAGCUUUCCCUGCCUCGACUUGAAGAACAGAUAGAAGAGAAACUGGCCCAAACUCAUCUGGAGCUGGAGAGAUACGGCAGAGGACCUCCGUCUGAAGCUGGGCAGAGGCUGAUCUUCCUCAUGGAUAAAGUAACAGCCUUCACUCAGGACGCUCUCAGUUUAACGACCGGAGACGAACUCAAGUGUGGAGAGAAGCUCAAUGUCUUUUCCACACUCAGGAAAGACUUUGCAAAAUGGAAGGAUAUUCUGGACAAAUCUGGGACUAGCUUUAAUAAAAACGUUGAGAAAGAAGUUGGAAUUUAUGAAGAAACCUAUCGGGGAAAAGAGCUGCCUGGUUUCAUCAACUAUAAAACCUUCGAGUCUAUGGUGAAGGCGCAGGUCAAACAGCUGGAGGAACCGGCGAUCAGGAAGCUCAAGGAGGCAGCAGAUUCUAUCAGGAAGAUGUUUCUACAGUUGGCCUACAGUAGCUUCAUAGGAUUCCCAAAUCUUCUGAAAGCUGCAAAGAACAAAAUAGAAAUGAUAAAGCAAGAGAAGGAGGCCAUUGCAGAGAAGAUGUUACGCACUCAGUUCAAGAUGGAGAUGAUUGUGUACACCCAGGAUCGGACCUACAGCUGCAGCCUACACGACCGAAACAAAGAAGACGCUGAGGACAGGCAGAGGACAGGCAGAACCAGAAGCAUUAUGUACUACAUGGACAACAGUGCAACUCUCUAUGAGCUGAUGAUGCAUAUUAAAUCCUAUUACCAAAUUGUAAGUCAACGCCUGGCGGACCAGAUUCCAAUGGUCAUUCGUUACCAGUUGCUGGAAGAGUUGGCCGUAGAGCUCCAGAGGCAGAUGCUGCAGAUGCUCCAAGACAAAGAUAAUGUGGAGUCUCUGCUCAAAGAAGAUUACGACAUCGGCUCCAAACGAUUGGGAUUACAGCAUCGUCACAAGCGUCUCAUGAAAGCUCGAGAAUACUUGGUUUGCUUCUAG